UGAAGCAAGGCAGAGGGAGAUUUCUGUGAAUGAAGCGAUGACACAGGAAGGGAAGGUUGACAGCUGAGCAGAAGCCUAAGGCUGAAAGAGAGAGGAGGAAGAAUGAAAAGAAAAAGAAGGAUACAAAUGCAUGCUCAACCUCCAAGCUGGGACUUGCUGGAGGAAGGACAACCAGGGGUGUGGUCUUCCUUCCUCCAACAAGUCCCAACUUGGAAGUUGACUGGAGAAACCCAGGUUGUGUGUUUGUGCAUGCAAACAGAGCCGGCCUGUCUGCCACUCCCCUGCUCUUCCAUUUCUCAAUCUCAUUCCAGCUUCCAGUCUAGACAAGCAAAGAAAGAGCAGUAAGAGAAGCAAAGACUUUGCAUGAAAAGGACUGGGUAUGAAGGCACUAAUCCAGCAAAGGCAGGAGACACUGACCCAUCUGUGACCUGAAGUGGAUGGCUAUUCCCCCAUGGCGUCCCCAUUCCAUCUGCCUAAUGCUACCACCAAUCAUUGCCUCCUCACAUCAGGAAACAGCACCCUCCUGAGUUCCUCAACCUCCAGCAUGACCGGAAUUGUGUUUCUCCUCCUGGCUGCCCUGAUUGGGCUGCCUGGGAACUUCUUUGUGAUUUGGAGCAUCCUUUGGAAAAUGAAGCCAAGCCAUCGCUCAGUCACCUGCCUUCUUGUCCUAAACUUGGCAGUGGCAGAUGGACUGGUUCUUCUCCUGACACCUUUCUUCAUCCUCUUCCUUGUCUUCAAGAACUGGCUGUUUGGCUGGGCCAUUUGCAAAGGGGUGUACUAUUUGUGUUGCAUCAACAUGUUUGCUAGCAUCUUCAUCAUCACCCUCAUGAGUGCAGACCGCUGCUUGGCUGUCAACCAGCCCUAUUAUUCCCAAGCCAUCCGGAAGAAGAAUCUGGUGGUCAAGAUCUUGGUGGGGAUUUGGCUGGUGGCCAUUUUGUUAUCUUUGCCAGCCUUCUUCUUCCGCCAGGUUUUGAAGGAACGCUCAUUGGGACAUCACAUUUGUGAGCCUUGUCACUCCAGGCCAAGCCUGGCCAUCUUCCACUUCACCAUGGAGACAGUGGUGGCCUUUGUGAUUCCAUUCACCAUUAUUGUUGGCUGUUACUCUGCCAUUCUGAUCCGCCUCAGGGGAGUGCGGAAGAGAAAAGGUGCUCGGACCGAGAAAUUGAUUGUUGCCAUUGUGAUCUGUUUUGCUGUCCUCUGGAUGCCCUACCACAUCAUCAACAUGAUCCAGGUGGCUUCCAAUCUAACCUCAGGGCAAGCAGCAGAGCGACUGGGGCAGGCCUGGAAGAGUGGGCGAGCAGGGGCCACGGCCUUAGCAUUCUUGAGCAGCAGCAUCAAUCCCGUGCUCUAUGUCUUUGCUGCUGGGAACCUCAUCAAGACUUCAGGUGCCAAUUUCAUUGCCCAGUUCUUCGAGGGAGCAUCCGAUGGGCUUGGACGGAGGUCUCAGUCUCAGAAAAACCUGGACAAAGUCUUAGUAGCAGCAGCUGGGGCAUCUGUAAACCUGGACCAGCAACCAUUGGGAAAUUGUGAUGGGGUCGAGAAGGACACAGAUUGCAGAGUCAUUGAUGGCACAACAUAUAACAUUUCUUAGACUGAGUCACAACAUGGGGAACUCUAGAACUGCCUUAUGCUGGACCAGCUCCUCCAGCAUGUGAUUGUCAAUACUGACUGGGCAAAUGUUCUUCAGAACAUCAUGCAGAGGUCUUAUCCAAGUGAAGGAUUGCAACCAGGAUCAUUUGCAUGCAAAGUAUGAAUUCUGACUCUGUGCUACUUGCCUGCCCUUCAUGUGAAACUGAGGUUCAAAGAAAAGGCAUCAGUAACACUUCUACACUACAUGACAUGCACAACUAUUCUUUUCUCUCCUCCCCUUUUCCCUUUGUACCUAAAUUACUGCAAGUGUUGUUUGUUGCUUGGUUGGUUGGUUGUUUUUUUCAUGGCUGCAUUUUCCCCUGUUGCCACAUCCACUUGGAGAAAUCCAAUACCCUGAUUUUGGUUCUGUUUUUAUUUUCAUAGCUAGGCUUUAGGUUGAGUCUGCUGUUGAUCAGUACAGAGUGUGUCCCUGCUAGUAAAUAAGUUGUCCAUGAAUGAUUAGAUGCCAGGAUCCACUGCCUCUCUCUCCUUAACAAUUAUACAUAGGUUCCUUUCAGGGAAUAUUUGGGUACUAAAAAAUAAAUGCAAUUUCUCAAAUACCUUAAGGUUAAAGUAAAGCAAAACUCUUGAAAAUUCACUGAAUUUUGGGGCAUCUGUAAUGACCCAUGAAGAGGAACAACAGUUUGGGGGAGGAGGUCCACUGGGCGUCAUCGCACAUGUUUUAUGUGUGUCGCCUAUGCAAUGCUUAUAAAACCAGGCAGCUAGUUGGAUAUAGGAGAGCCAUUUUUAAGGCCCCGGGCUAGAAACCCGGAGACCUGUGAGUUUUAGUCCUGCCUUUAGGCACAAAGCCAACUGAGUGACCUUGGGCCAAUCAUUUUCUCUCAGCCCUAGGAAGGAGGCAAUGGCAAACCACUUCUGAAAAACCUUGCCAAGAAAAGUACAGGGACUUGUCCAGGCAGUCUCCAAGAACUGGACAUGAUUGAAUAGCUUAAAAAAAAAUUAUAUAUAUGUACAUAUACCUCCCCAUGAUAAUUUAUACAUUCUUGAUCGGUAAGGGGUGGCGCUGGGUUUUGAGUCUUUCAUGUGGCAGGGGGUUGUUAUAAGUUUAUGAUAAGAGACCGUAUUAUGUUAUUACCACAGAAUAUUUGCAGUCCUGCUUCUGAUAAGCUAAAAGGGAUCAAAGAAUUUCUGCAGUGAAUUCCUUCGUUAUCUGUUUGCAGGCAUAAUCCCUCCAACAUGCUCAUUUUCUGAAAAUAGAGUAAAGCGCUUGUCUUAGAAAAGGAGAAGGAGA
Messenger RNA from Candoia aspera, 2881 nucleotides. RefSeq names its product leukotriene B4 receptor 2 (gene LTB4R2). Gene Ontology annotation, cellular component: plasma membrane. Lineage: Eukaryota; Metazoa; Chordata; Lepidosauria; Squamata; Candoiidae. The record is from RefSeq and is a predicted model, not a curated record. The transcript has 2 exons. Gene Ontology annotation, biological process: phospholipase C-activating G protein-coupled receptor signaling pathway; complement receptor mediated signaling pathway; positive regulation of cytosolic calcium ion concentration. Gene Ontology annotation, molecular function: leukotriene receptor activity; complement component C5a receptor activity. The coding region runs from base 452 to 1591 and encodes 379 amino acids.